Molecule: messenger RNA, 5254 nt
Organism: Mercenaria mercenaria
Lineage: Eukaryota; Metazoa; Mollusca; Bivalvia; Venerida; Veneridae
Product: arylsulfatase J-like
Exons: 9
Coding region: 531-2003 (490 amino acids)
Source: RefSeq, a predicted model, not a curated record
UAAGUCAAUAUCUACAUUUUAUGUAGUAUGUUUCCGUCUUUGAAACAUUAAGGUUCUAAUUUUUCAUUUCGGAAUUACAGCAUUACAAUUUUGUGGAUUAUCUUGUCAAGACUAGAGUGAUUGGUUUUGGCGAUUGAAUAAUAAUAGAACGACCGAUUACGAUUUUUUGAGGUUUAACGACACACCGACACAAUAAUAGUUCAUAGUGAGACUUUCUAGCUUUUUGUGGUGCAUGAAGACCAAAGGUACCUCUUCGGCUAAUCUCGAACAGCCGACUGUCUCUAAGGCAGCUUGAUGGCAUGAAAAAUUCUACAGCUCCGGCAAACGAAUAAUAUAGUAAAUAAUUUCUUGUUAAUAUUGUUACACCCAUGUUAUAUCGAUCUGGCGUAUUUGAUAGCGUUACGUUUAUGUACAGCUACAUAUUUUAGCCGAUAAUUCGGAAAACCCACGAAUGAUUUUCUUUUUGCGGGGAAAUAUCGGAAAGAUACGUUAAUACAAUCAGCGAGUUCGUGGACUUAUACUUGUUUGAUAUGGGGAUCCUACAAAAAAUACAACUUUUCCUUUUUUUGACGAUGUUUUGCCUGUUAGCGAUGCUGAAAAUUGACUCUUACAUCUGGAAAAUCAAUAAAAAUGUGCCUAAUCAUAGGGACCGUUACCUGCAAGCAGUUGUUAACACCACAAGACCACAUAUCAUACUGAUUGUUGCAGACGAUUUGGGAUAUAAUGAUGUUGGCUAUCAUGGAUCUGAAAUAAAGACACCAAAUGUUGACAAAUUAGCCCUAUCCGGGGUUAGGCUAGAAAACUACUAUGUCCAGCCCGUAUGUACUCCAACAAGAGGUCAGCUUCUUACAGGCAGAUAUCAGAUUCAUACAGGUUUACAAUGGGUUUUAUGGCCAGGAACGCCAUUAGGCUUGGCGCUAGAUAAUCCAACAAUUGCAGACAAGAUGAGAGAAGCAGGUUAUGCAACACAUAUAGUUGGGAAGUGGCAUGUUGGCUUUUACAAAAAAGAAUAUUUACCUACAUAUCGGGGCUUCGACAGUUUCUUUGGCUACGUGUCAGGACAUACGGAUUACUAUACUUACAAAACGCAUCAUGAGGACAUGAGUGGGAUUGACCUAAUGGAAAAUGACCAACCGGCUAAUAUUUCCAAGUACUACGGCAAAUAUUCAACAAGACUGUUUACUAACAAAGCCGAAGACAUCAUACGAAAACACAACCCUGCAACGCCAAUGUUUUUGUACCUGCCGUAUCAAGCUGUACAUGGACCACUCCAAGCACCAAAAGCUUAUGUUGAUCAAUAUGAACAUAUACACCAGACUUCUAGAAAAAUACACGCAGGGAUAGCAACGUGUAUGGAUGAUGCGGUUGGAGCCAUUGUAAAUACACUGAAACUGCGAGGAAUGUGGAACAAUACCGUGCUUAUCUUCACAACAGACAAUGGCGGCAAAAUAAAUAAGGGAAGUAGUAACUUGCCAUUACGAGGAGGAAAGGGAAUGCUGUAUGAAGGUGGAAUACGCGCAGUUGGCUUCGUACACAGCAUGCUUUUAGAUGAGAAGGUGAAAGGAUCUAUUUCGAAGGAACUUAUGCACGUGACAGACUGGUUUCCUACUUUGGUCAAACUUGCGGGAGGAAACUUAAAUGGAACUAAUCCUUUAGAUGGAUUUGACCAGUGGGAGACAAUCAGGUAUGGUAUGCAAAGUACCCGCUCAGAAAUACUCCAUGACAUUCUACCUAAAGACGGGAGUAAAGUCGACCCUGUUAACGACAACAUUUUAAAUGCAACCAAACGAUCGUCAAUCAGAAUUGGAGACUGGAAACUUAUGACAGGAGACGUAUCGGUCCAAUUCCAAGGCGAACAGAUGCUAUCUAUCUGUACAAUAUACAAGAUGAUCCAAAUGAAACCAAUGACUUAUCUGGGUUAUUACCGGAGAAAGUACACAAUAUGCUUCAAAGAAUCGAGCAUUACAGGAAAGGCAUGGUUCCGUGUCCAUUACCAGAUAUAGACUGGCGAGCAAAUCCUAGAAUUCGUAAUGGGUUUUGGGAACCGUGGUUAUAACUUUUACAAUCUAUGCCUAGUCAUUCAGUAUUGUGUAUUGUACUUUAUCACUGUUCAAUUCAAUUUUAAAUGAUGUUACGCCGAGUUAUUGGUGUGUAAUUGUUGAUAUUUUCUGAUAAAUAAUUUAUCGUUUCUGAUAGAAAAAGUAACUAAGUAGGUUCGGAUUUAAUAGAUGCUAGAUAUUAAAACAAGCGCUUAUCUCAAUAGAAAGAAAAACAUCUACAAAGUCUGAUUUAUUUUAAGUGAAAUGAAGCUAUUGCACCGUCAUUUUCGGAACACAGGAAAAUACGAAUGCUACAUGAUUGGUUAUUUAAUACUUGCUCUAUUUACAGCUUAUUCUUUAGCAGCUCAAUAAGCUUUUCCUUUUAGUGUAGUGGAAAGAAAACAUCGCGUUUAAUCAUAAUUAUUAUUAAGUCAAGGUCAAACUAAAUGAGUGUGGUCAGAUUUAUAAUCGAUGAAAUAAUUUUGCAAAUAGCCUUGGAUUAUGAAGUCUUGGAUAUAUACAUUUUAUAUGGAUGUGACGGUUGGAAACCAAGUUACAUUUUAGACGAUGUGAAUGAUGACAAGAAACAAAAAUAAAAGAUAAAAGGAAAAAAGCAGUGACAGUGAUAAUUCAAAUCCAACAAAGAGCAGAGGACGACGGGAACAUCUCCGGUGGUAAAUUUAGGUAACAAUGAUUGUUGUCAAAAUUAUCCAUAUAACGGUCCAUUUACACAACCUUUAUAUGACGAAAAUUGCUUUGACAAUAGUGUGUUUUCACCCGAUAGUACUUUAUACUAUCAGUUUAACGAAAGUAUAACAGAUCAGAACUUAAAUGGAGUCAUGAAUCAACAAGUUGCACAUACAAUGCCAAUGUACCAAAAUACAAAUAUUGAGACAAUGUCCCAGCAGACUCCCAACAAAACGGUCAGCAACGAGGAUUUGUAACGGUCGCCUGGAGAGUGCUGGGCCAUACACCUUCUGUAGGCAUAAUGGUUGAAGCGUAAUUGACUACUUACUAUCAAGAGAAAGUGACUUUUCAUGCAUAGUUAACAUUGAAAUAAUGAAAUUCAAUGAAUUAUUGGAUCACUAUCCGUUAUCGUUUACAAUAGGUACACGGGUGAUCAAUGAUCAGGACAUUAAUAUGCAGAUUGUGUACGAGGGUUGUCGAUAUAUAUAUAUCUAAAUUUGCCCCCAGUGCUUCAGGAAAUUCUUCUAUUGUUUCAUAUUCCUCAGAUUUUUCUGAUUCAUUAGCUAUCGGAACCAGUUUUUCAGUUAUUCCAAUAUUUUCUCUUCCAUAAUCUUCUAUUUUUUUUAUUUAUCUCCAGGUAUCCAUCUUACAGGUUUUUUUUCUCUCUCCCCCAUCCCCCCCCCCCCCCCCCCCCUCCCAAUCUACUGGUGUAUAUUCUUGUUCUCUUAUAGAUUUUUCAUCUUCUCCAGGAGACCCUGUAAUUGGUAGCGGUUCUUGGAAUAGCUGCGGUAAACCUUGAUAUGUUUGUAUGUCUUUUAUUUCAUCACCGAGUGACUGUAAGUGUUCUUUAUUUUCAGGCAAUGCUUUUAAAUGGCUUGACAAUUCUUCUUUUUGACUUUUUAUUCCUUCUGUAAUUGGGUUAUAAAUUUCACUUUACAUUUCUCCAAUUAUUUCUUCUCUUUUAGCUUUUACUUUUUGUUCAACUAUGUUGUUUAUUUCUCUCAUUUCUUUAAGUUUUGCUAGCAUUUAUAUAAUAAUAUAAGAUAAUGAAAGAUAAUGUAAUAUUAUUAUAUAAUGAAAAUUCCUAAUUAUGGUACAAAAAGUUAUAAAUCUAAUAACUUUAAGCAAAUUAAGCAAUAUCUUUUCAUGCCAGAUUCAUGUUUUAAAAUGUUAAUAUGUGGAUCUUCCGGAUCAGGACAAACAAAUACAUUAAUGCGUAUGCUUCGAAAACCUCUUAAUAUACAUUUUGAUAAAUUACACCUGUAUGCUAAAAACCUAAUACAAUCUAAAUAUUAGGAUUUAAUUAAUUUCUCAAAUGAAAUUGCUAAAAGAAUUAAAGUAGAUCCAAAUGAAAUACUUGAAUAUUCUAAUAAUGAAAUAAUUGACGUAAAUGAACUUGAAUCAGAAAAACAAAUAGUAGUAAUAUUUGAUGAUUUUAUAUGUGGAGAAAAAAAGUUUCAAAAUGAAUAACAAAAUAUUUUAUUCAAGGACGUCACAAAAACUGUUCUGUUAUUUAUUUAAGUCAGUCUUACUUAAUGUAAGACUUUUUAUUAAAAGAGGAAACGUUUUAUUAAAAGAGGUUACGACCCAACUGUUUUGAGACAUACCGCAUGUUUAGUGUUCAACCCGUUUACAGUUGGACACUACGCUUCCCUCUUUGAUUGUGUCUGACGGAAGAGGGGGAGGACUCUAUGGUAAGCAGUUUUUAAAUCCUACCAGGACUUAACUGUCUUGAUAUCUGUCUUCUGGCCUGUUUCGUCGGGCCCUUAAGGGUGUUUCUCUUGUUGCUCUGUCUUCUGAAAAGGCAUUGAGUACAUACGUUUUUGGUUCUAAAAGUUUGCUUUUUAUAUACACGAGCAUUUUUGUGUUUUACAUGUCAUGCCUUUUUGUUUCCAGUACGUGUGUUAGAGAUUCACCUGGAGGGGAUUACUUUUAUUUGCACUGUCCCGUGUCUUUGGAACAUGGUGGGGGUAAGAAUGAGGUUGGGUGCGCACCAUAAGCUGGAUUAAGCUCCUCAGUGGUGUUUCUGCCACUGACCGUUCCAAGGCGGUGCCCCACUGUGUUCCUUUGUUUGUUCGUUUUGUCCUAAUGUGUUGGCUUUUUGUGUGUGCGCGUGUAUGUGUGUGUGUGUGUUUGUGGUGCACGCGUUUGCGUGCUGUGGGUUUUGGGGAGGCUGCGUUUUUGGUACGUGGCAUUCCCUGUUUGACAUUUGUCUUUGGUUGUUUUUUUUUACUAAAAGACACCAAAAGAUAUCCGAAUUAACUGUUCACACAUAUCUUCUUUGAAAGUCCAGGUAAAAUGGAAAAAGAUAUGAUUUGUAAUGAGCAAAAUGUAAAUCGUGAUUCUUUUGCUAAUGCAACAAAACAAAUAUAUGAUUUCUUAUAUGUUGACAAACCAAGGAAGUUUUUAAGACAAAACUUUACCGGAAUUAUAUAAUAAUUAUAUAAAGGGAAUUUUUAAUGAUGUAAAACAAAUAUUUUAAUUAAGUGAACCUGACAAUAUAAAGAAAGUUAAAUUUGAUAUUGAUU